Molecule: messenger RNA, 1779 nt
Organism: Ruditapes philippinarum (Manila clam)
Lineage: Eukaryota; Metazoa; Mollusca; Bivalvia; Venerida; Veneridae
Exons: 5
Coding region: 414-902 (162 amino acids)
Source: RefSeq, a predicted model, not a curated record
UUUUGAUACAUUGUACUUCUACUUUGACAUUCUUUACUUCCUCUUUCGUAUGUGCCUGGAGUUGUCCAUACAUUCUAGCGCACAUGCGUAUGUUUUAAGGCCCUUAUGAAGAACAUUCAGCUGAAGUUUACGAAACAUGCACAUGAUAAAAUAUACAUCUUAUUUGUCGAAAACAUGGAUAAACUUAAAAAAAUUUUAGCUAUUGAUUUUGGAAAAAACUGAGAAAACAAAAUCUCGGACUUAUUUAAAUUCUAUGACCAACCUUAUUAGCACAUCUUUUUUCAUAUUAUUAUUUAUGUAUUCAGGCACGUAUGCACUCGCCAAAAGGCCGAGACCUAUGAGAAGACUUAUGACCGAGCAUUUAUUUGCCCGGAGAGAUAUACAACAGCAUGUGGACAGCUUGAUUGGAGAAGAUGUACCAAGUACAGGUUUGGGUAAACACUUGUUAUACACCAACUCAGAAAUAUGCUAUCCGAUAUAACACGGUGGAAGAGUGUUGUCCCGGCUGGCAGGAUGGUGGAGUCGGUGAAUGCACCAUACCUGUAUGUAUUGGUGGCUGUGACAAUGGCGGACAUUGUGGUGUGACGUCAGACAGUAUCCCAGGAUGCAUUUGUCCAAGUAAUACAUAUGGGAACAGGUGUCAGUAUGAAAAGCAUGAUAUUGGAAGGGUGGUUAUUUUUGCCGUUAUGGUUCUUGCCAUUUUUACCGCCUUAGCCGUGACGUUACAUAUAUACUGUCGACGUUUACAUACAAGGUCAAAUAUAAAAAAGAUCAUUCACCUGCACAAAAUGAAUGUCACAGAGUGUGAGCAACUACUGUCAGAGACAAGCAAUCAGAACAAUGAAGAAGUCCUAUGUGGAAAUGAGCACGGUGAAAUAUCAACCGCACCGCUGAAGGAAUAGCAACGAAACCUUACUCGCUGAUUUUUGUACCUGAAUAAAAAUGUUUACCUUAACUGAAAAGAUUGUGUAAUAUAGAGACAUACUCUUAUAUUAUGACAUAGGGUUAUAUUGUGUCAUCAGGUUAUAUUGUGGCAUAGGAUUAUAUUGUGCCAUAAACUUAUAUUGUGUCAUAGUUUUAUAUUGUGGUAUAGCUUAUAUAUUUACAUAUGGUUAUAUUGUGACAUGGCUUAUAUUUCACAUAGCCUUUUAUUGUGACAUAAGUUAUAUUGUGGCAUAGCUCAUAUUGUGACGUAGGGUUUUAUUGUGACAUAGGGUUAUAUUGUGGCAUAGCUUAUAUUGUGACAUAGCUUAUAUUGUGACAUAGGGUUAUAUUGUGACAUAGCUUAUAUGUGACAUAGGGUUAUAUUGUGACAUAGCUUAUAUGUCAUAGGGUAAAAUUGCAGGAUAGGCUAAUAUUAUGAUAUAGGGUUAUAUUGUGGCAUAGCUUAUAUUGUGAUAUAGGGUUAUAUUGUGACAUAGCUUAUAUUGUGAUAUAGGGUUAUAUUGCAGGAUAGGCUAAUAUUGUGAUAUAGGGUUAUAUUGUGGCAUAGCUUAUAUUGUGACAUAGGGUUAUAUUGUGACAUAUGGUUAUAUUGUGGCAUAGCUUAUAUUGUGAUAUAGGGUUAUAUUGUGACAUAGGGUUAUAUUGUGAUAUAGGGUUAUAUUGUGGCAUAGCUUAUAUUGUGACAUAGGGUUAUAUUGCAGGAUAGGCUAAUAUUGUGAUAUAGGGUUAUAUUGUGGCAUAGCUUAUAUUGUGACAUAGGGUUAUAUUGCAGGAUAGGCUAAUAUUGUGAUAUAGGGUUAUAUUGUGGCAUAGCUUAUAUUGUGACAUAGGGUU